This is a messenger RNA of Macrosteles quadrilineatus (aster leafhopper), 1249 nucleotides long. RefSeq lists its product as uncharacterized. The coding region runs from base 69 to 1163 and encodes 364 amino acids. The record is from RefSeq and is a predicted model, not a curated record. The transcript is spliced from 5 exons. Lineage: Eukaryota; Metazoa; Arthropoda; Insecta; Hemiptera; Cicadellidae.
CGAUCGCACAAACUUGACAGCAAAAUUCAGUUAACCAACGCAGUACGAACAGUAAUGAACUAACUGAAAUGUUAGUUUCAAGUUUCGGUUAUGUUUUUGUUUUCAUGUGUUUGGUCCCUCGAUAUCGAUAUGUAUUAGCAGGAAACGACCUAGAAGGGAAUGUGUUGGGAUCAGAAGAUUCAGUAAGAGAGGUGUUAGUGGUGAUACCUUCUCGUGACAGAGGUAUUGCUAAACCAUCCAAUCACGUCAUUAAAUCUGCUGAGGAGGCGGAGUUUGUGGUCAAAUGUACAGAGUAUGAAGCAGAUAGUCCCAGAGCUCUUGUGUACAGCCCUCAUGGUAUAUUGUUAGAUACACUAACUCUAGCACCACAAGCCGAUGCCUGCGAGGAAACUAAGCUUACAAAAUACAUCGUGCCACAAGGUUCUAAGAAAAAAGAGCGAAACUUUUAUGUUAAAAUUAUUUACCUCUGGUCGGGAAAGAAUCCAAGAUGUGUGGAGAGGACGUACUACGUAAACAAGAAACCUCUGUAUGCGAAAGUGGAGUCGUUGGACUACCCUAGAGUAGACUGUCCUAAAGAUGUGGAACAGUUCGUGAAAUCUUUUGACCGACCAAUCAAGGCAGGGGGCAUUGUGAUGGUGGGACCAAUGGAGACAACAAAUGACAUGGAAUUUUCUGGUGACGUUCAAUAUCAACACACAACAAAUGUAGAAAUUCGAAAAGACUUUGAGGAUAAAUCUUUCUGGCUUACCUGCAAUGAAGGUUUUAUACAGUCUGAAAAUUCAGACGAAAAGAAGGAUGUAACAUUUGGGCUCAUAUCACAUGAAAAUCAUCCUGAUUUCAUUAUUGACAAACUCCAAUUGAGAUCCUGCAAUAAGAACGGUAUCAACAUCAACCGUAAAAGACUGUUGGAUGUUGUGAUAUUUAAAUUAGUAUUCAAAAAAUCUGACGGUCUAUGCUACUGUAGAAAGAUUUAUCUCUUCCCUAGCAGCCAUUAUUAUUAUUACGAAAAGUCUGUAGUUUUCAGGGAACUUCCUUUCGAAAUCGCGUGCCCUAAAUCCUUUGAAGGUGACAUUCACUUGAAUGCAGCUGACCCGUGGUACUUGAGGUGGUUCACGAAGACGGUAAAAUUUGAAGGCAAUUUUAAAUUUACACUUCCUUCCUAAAGAAAUGGUUAUAGCUUUGCCACAAAUAAUUUCAACACAUCAAAUCAAAACAAUGUUGAAAAUAAAUUACAACUGUAUCAGUAAAA